GUGGGGUACAUGGUGUUUCUUUCAUCUUUCCCUUGCUGAAACACAGCAAGUUGCAAAGGAAUGCUGGGGAGACUGUGGAUGAGACCUUCAAUGAUGAUACACUUUUGUUUACAGAAUCAUCAAAAGCAAAUUAAUUGCUGCUGAUUUUCAGUGACAGCCAGGGGCCCACCCUGCCAUUAAAAACCCACUGUGUUCUCCCGAGUGCAAAAGCAUGGGAUGUGUAGGUUCUCCCUUCACAGAGCCUUCCAGCUGCCUUUAAAUUCCUGCCUGUCUGUUUUGCUUAUUUGUACAUGGUGACCUUGCUCUGGGUUUACCUGGCAUUUAUCUUCAUCCCCAUCCUGGACCCAGCAGACACACAGCCUGUCUGAACCCGGCAGCCUGAUCCUGCCACUGCACGUGGUGAUGUGACACGGGGACCUGGUCCAUGGUCCAUCCUUAGAGGGUGUGUGAUGUAAAUGCAGGGCUGUGGUACAGACAGAAACACCAGCAAACAUCUCCACUGGGUUUGGUGUCUCAAAGCAGGCAGGGAGGGCAGGGAGAAGCCCCAGUGCUGAGCAGACCUGUUUUGGGAUCAGAGGUGAGAUUGCCCCUCGGUAGGGUGCCCAAGCUAGCUUUGGGAAGGGCAGCAGUGAAGGUGGCAUUCCUUGGCUGGACAGUGGGACCAUGAGUGUGUGCUCAGGUAGCUAGUUCAUAGUGAAACCCCUGCUGCCAUGUCUUCAUUGCUUUUACAACCCCUGCAUUUGCUUAUCAGUAGAGCAACUGCAUUUUAGUUUUUGUGUGGACACACCUGGAGUGCAACACCAGAGGCACAGCAUUAGCCAGAAGCCUUUAAUGUAGUCAUGUGUUCAAUGGUGUGUCCCUCUGGCACAAGGAACAGACAAUAUUCUGCAACUGCUUGUAUUGCUUGGAGUAUUUGGUUUAGCCCUUCAUUAAUUUCUUCCUUCUUUCCUUUCUUCCUCCUCUGCAUUUUUUCCUCAAUUCCACAAUGUAAAACCCAAAUGAACCCCCAAACAACCACAAUUCAAACUGCCCAUGUGAACGCAUGGGCCCAUAGCUGCCCAUCGCCGACGAGUGCGAUGCAGGCUCCCUUCGCCUCCGUCUAUAACCCUCUGCAGGCACAGACCUCCGAGUCGCCGCAGCGGAGGCACAGCACCUCCUCCAUCCCCAGCCAAGUCCGAGUGGGGCCCGAGCAGCUGAAACGUGCAGCCCAGGUCUGCCCCAACAGCCCCGUGGAAGUGGAGGUGCCAGGACUCAAAGUGCUGCACGUGCAGUUCAAUUCUCCCCUGCAGCUCUAUUCGCAGAGCAACAUCAUGGAUUCCCUGCAGGGGCAGAUCUCUUCCGUUAGCCCCGAUUUCCCCAGUCUAGAUCAGCAUAACCAGCCCCCAGGUAGCAUUGUCAUAGACAGAGAAUCUGAGGUUUACAAGAUGCUCCAGGAGAAUCAAGAGUCAAAUGAGCCACCCAGACAAUCUGCUUCCUUCCUCGUGUUGCAAGAGAUUUUGGAGUCAGAAGAGAAAGGAGACCCUACCAAACCAUCUGGAUUUAGAAGCGUCAAAGCCCCCACCACAAAGGUGGCCUCAUCGAUUGGGAAUGCCCAGAAGCUGCCCAUGUGCGAGAAGUGUGGAUCUGGCAUUGUAGGGGUGUUUGUGAAGAUCCGGGACAAGCAGCGUCACCCCGAAUGCUACGUGUGCAGUGACUGCGGCACCAACCUCAAGCAGAAAGGACACUUCUUCGUGGAAGACCAAAUCUACUGCGAGAAGCAUGCCCGGGAGCGGGUGAUUCCCCCGGAGGGCUAUGAGGUGGUCACUGUCUUCCCAAAGUAAACCGUGCUGUUCACAAAGCCAGUGUGGCUGGUAUCUCCUCUGCUGCUUUUCCUUGGAAAGCAUCAUCCCUGCCCCCUGCUGAAUCUUGUUUGCAAUAAGGAAUGCUAGGCAUGGCUUUGAAUUUCCUUGCCGUUAGUAAUCCUCCAUCUGUUCACAUGAGAUGUCACUAAUUGUUCAACAUUCUUUUUGUCUCCUCUUUCACUGUUUGGGGUUUUUUUAAUACACAGAAUUACUUUUUUUUUUUUCACCCCACUCCUUUGUGCUGUUAAUUGCACAUGAAAAUCAGAGGCCAAAGUCAGAUUACAACUCUUCUGUGUCCCAGUAACUUGCCUUCUGUUUGCAUUCAAUAAAUGGGAUGAAUCCACAAGGCAGAUGUGUCUGCUUUCUCCUGGUAUCCUUCUGCACUGGACCAGGGUUCCCGGGGCAGCAGAAGAGGUGCCCGGUGCAUGGCUGUGUUUACCCUGGAGAACAGCGGGAGGGAAUUAUAAAAUUGAGUCAAACUGGUCUCGCAUGCUGCCCAGCCGCUGUUAGCAGCUGCCUGCUGGCACCCGGCAAGGGCCAGGUGGGCACAGCCAAGCCACAGACCAUAGCUGGCAAUGGUGGGCCGUCCCUGGUGCAAGGCAGCCGAGAGCUGCCUCCUCUGCGUCCAGCACUGCUUCGUGACAACGGGACCGGGCACUUCAGUGCUCCCUGUUACCGCAUCACCCAGGUGCCCGUCCGUUCCCCACGGUCACAAACUGAGCUCUAUGAAGACAUGUCCACUUGAUGCGUGCUGUAAACCAGGGGGUCCUGGAGCAAAGAAGGGACAGUUUGAGUGGCCAUAGUCCCUGUCCCAGCUGUCCCUGUCCAUUCCAUGCCAGCUUCCCCCCUACGCCCUGCACCACAGGCUCGCAGCUGGGUGCAGGCUGGUGAUGGUGUGUCUCACCACCACACCCCCUCGUCCAACCCAUGUCAGACCCCAUAGCCAUUGUUUCUGUCUGCAGACACUUGGGACAAUCCCCUGUGCAAGGCCCUGUGUGGCUGCCAGAGGCAUCACUCUGCUCCCCGUGACACCAGACAUGCAUGGA
Molecule: messenger RNA, 2887 nt
Organism: Gavia stellata (red-throated loon)
Lineage: Eukaryota; Metazoa; Chordata; Aves; Gaviiformes; Gaviidae
Gene: PDLIM1
Product: PDZ and LIM domain 1
Exons: 4
Coding region: 840-1820 (326 amino acids)
Biological process (GO): actin cytoskeleton organization; heart development; muscle structure development
Cellular component (GO): Z disc; stress fiber; filamentous actin
Molecular function (GO): muscle alpha-actinin binding; actin binding
Source: RefSeq, a predicted model, not a curated record